This is a messenger RNA of Lampris incognitus (smalleye Pacific opah), 1486 nucleotides long. RefSeq names its product programmed cell death 2-like (gene pdcd2l). The coding region runs from base 16 to 1137 and encodes 373 amino acids. The record is from RefSeq and is a predicted model, not a curated record. The transcript has a single exon. NCBI's taxonomy places the organism in Eukaryota, Metazoa, Chordata, Actinopteri, Lampriformes, Lampridae. Gene Ontology annotation, cellular component: cytoplasm.
GCGACCAUGUGAAUCAUGGCUGCGUCCAGCGGGGAGUCGGCCCUCAUAGGGUUGUGUGAUGGGGAGGUUGACUCGAGGAAGUAUCCGUCGUGUUCUUUAACAAACAAAGUCGGAGAUCUGCCGGAUAUCCCUCCAGGUAUAUCUUGGCAGCAUCCUCGUUGUAGUGUUUGCCGUGCUCCCUUAUCCCAUGUGGUACAAGUGUACUGUCCACUAGCGGCGUCUGCCUUUCACAGAAGCCUACAUUUAUUUGCCUGCUCUUCUGCUCUGUGCAAUGGAAGAACGGAGAGCUGGAAGGUUUUUCGUACUCAGUGUCUGGAGACAGAGAUGAAAGCAGCCUCGACGCCACAGCCACCCAGAGACACCCAGACUAAACAGGUUACUAUGGCAACUACGGACUGGUGUGAUGGUGCUGAUGACUGGGGCAUGGAAAGUGAUGAUGGAGGGGGAGUUUUGUAUGACAAAAAGCCAGCUGUAGUUAAUGAGGAUGCAGUUGAACCCGAGAUGGAGGGUACCACCACCAACUCCAGUUUGGAUGUCAGCACCAGGCUUCAGGAUCUUAGUCUGACAGGAGCAGAGGACACUCAGCAGGUCGUUCCAAUCUUCCGUCCAUUCUACAUUAGUGUGGUGGACGAAUCGGAUCUUGGUGGGGAAGCUGACUUGGAGCACGCUCAGGAGCUGCUCAGAGAGUAUGAGGAGAGAGAGGGUGUGGAGGUGUCGGAGCUGGAGAACGUGGGAGGGGGAGGAGAAGGAGGGGAGGAGAAGUACGAGAAGACCAAAGCUAGGCACGGAGAUGCCAUCUUCUCCAGGUUCAUGAAGACAAUUUCACUGUGUCCGGAGCAGAUCCUCCGCUAUUGCUGGAGUGGAAAACCUCUCUUCAUCUCCGAGCCGCCAUCUAACAUGGCAAAGAUGGUUCCAGUAUGUAGUAUCUGUGGAAGUAGCAGGACUUUUGAAUUUCAGCUAAUGCCUGCUCUGGUCAAUCUGUUGCAGAGCAAGGACUCCAACUCAGAGAUGGUCCUGGAGUUUGGAACUGUGCUGGUGUACACCUGCAGGAGGAGCUGCUGGACCACUGGCUCUACCUCACCUUUAGAAGAGUUUGUUUUUGUCCAAGCUGAUCCUGACCAACAGCUGUUUAAAUGACUUUCUCAUUGACUUGACUAAGAUCAGAUCCUUUCUCAAAUGAGGCCAGGUUAAAACUACUUAUGUGAAACCAAAUUGACAAUUCUGUAAUAUUGGACUUUUGAAAAAAAGUUUCAUGUGCUGAAUUUGUCUAACGCCACUCAUGACACAGGAGGAGCUAUGUGGAAAAUGUAAUUUUUAUCCAACUGUGUCAGAUUUUCCAUGUAGAGUCUAGUACUGGAAUUCGACAGGAGCUGAAAGUGCACUGUACCCACUGUGUCAUUUGCUAUGAAGACUGUCAUAUCAAUGAAUCUUUAAUUGGUAAAGUAACCAGUUAAUGUAUACAUUAAAAAACCAUUAAAACAUCAUU